Molecule: messenger RNA, 816 nt
Organism: Aspergillus puulaauensis
Lineage: Eukaryota; Fungi; Ascomycota; Eurotiomycetes; Eurotiales; Aspergillaceae
Exons: 2
Coding region: 1-816 (271 amino acids)
Source: RefSeq, a predicted model, not a curated record
AUGCACAAACCAACAGUCGCUUUCUUCGGCGCCACUGGUGGCUGCACCCUCGCCUGCCUUGUGCCCGCUCUCCAAGCAGGAUACAACUGCGUCGCCUUGGCUCGCACACCCAAGAAACUCACCGACCUCCUCACCACGCGCGGAAUCCCCCCGGCGACGCUCUCCGCACAGCUAACCCUAAUCGAAGGCUCCGCAUCCGACCUCAACGCCAUCACCCAAACCCUCUUCCCAGCAAACCUGCCCCCAGCCUCAAUGAUCAUCUCCGGCGUUGGCGGCGCCCCAGACUUCUCGCAGCCUCUCUCGCCCAAAUUCGUCGGCAAGACGAUCUGCCAGGACACCGUCCGCAACAUCCUCGAGGUUCUGCGCGAGCACAAGCACGAGCACGAGGAGAAACAGAAGCCCAAGCCUGUCCUCGUGGCCAUCUCCUCCACAGGACUGACAAAGGAGCGCGAUAUCCCGCUUGCCAUGGUCCCGCUGUAUAACUGGAUGUUGAAGAUCCCGCACGCGGACAAGAGAGUCAUGGAGGGGCUUAUCUUUGAGGAAGUUGCCCGGCCCGAGGCUGAAAAGGUCAUUUCGGACUAUGUGGUGAUCCGGCCGAGCUUUUUGACGAGUGGGGCGAGUCAGAGGGAGAAGGUGCGCGUGUUGAAGGGCCAGGGCGAGGGUCAGAAUACGGCGGUUGGCAUCUCUUGUCCGUUUGUUGGGUAUACGAUUUGUAGGGAGGAUGUUGGCGGGUUUAUGUUUGGGUUGGUGGAGGGGUUGGAUGGGGGGAAGGCUGGGAGGGAGUAUUAUAGUAGCGUUGUUUCUAUUUCGCACUGA